Sporisorium graminicola is the source of this 1023-nucleotide messenger RNA. RefSeq lists its product as uncharacterized. Gene Ontology annotation, cellular component: mitochondrion. Gene Ontology annotation, biological process: mitochondrial respiratory chain complex I assembly; mitochondrial electron transport, NADH to ubiquinone. The coding region runs from base 1 to 1023 and encodes 340 amino acids. The transcript is spliced from 3 exons. NCBI's taxonomy places the organism in Eukaryota, Fungi, Basidiomycota, Ustilaginomycetes, Ustilaginales, Ustilaginaceae. The record is from RefSeq and is a predicted model, not a curated record.
AUGUCACUGCUCAAAUCGUUCGGCCAGGCGCUCCAGCGCUCGGUCGAGGUAGCUCGAGACGAGACCGCCAAGAUGAUGAGGAUGGAAAUCUCGCCGACGUCCAAGAACCAAGGAGCCUUGCUCAUCUACGCCAUGACGCAACCUGCGCAUCUGUCCAAUUUUGCGACCGGAUCCGACUCGGACAUUGGCGGACUGUCGCAGUGUCGCCUGGGGCUCGACGAGUCGUCGCGCGGACGCUUCUACGGCACGCUGUCGUCGCAGGUGCCAAGAGGCGGCAAGAUCGAGAAGAGUGGCUAUGCUGGAUUCCGCAAUCGCAACCGUCCUACACUGUUUGGCAACCAGUGCUGGGAUACAACGGUGCACCCGUACCUCGCUCUUCGUGUGAGGAACAGGUUGGCUAAGAAGCCCGUCGGCAACGCGGAAAAUACGGAUAAGGCGGAUGGUCACGGAGGUAGUAGGUUGCGUGCAGCGCUGCAUGCGAGCGAUCCGUCGGGUCCAGCGGCGAGUCGUGCGGUGCACGCGCUUGGACUAGGAAGGAAGGAGCUGCCCGGUCCCAAGUUCUUUGUCAACAUCCAGACCGAUGGUCCUGUCACGAGUGACUUGUUUCAGCACCGACUCUACCUCGACGAAAGUAAAGGAUCCGACUGGCAGACUGUCGUCAUCCCAUUCGACGACUUUGUGCUCACCAACACGGGCCAAGUGUCCAACUCGCAGGUCUCGAUGAUGCGUGAAAAGAUCCGCACCGUCGGCAUCUCAGCCGUGCUCGACGUGCCCGUACCGCCUUCCGCCUCCAAGCCGCCUAGUCAGGAUGCGCCGCCAUCUGCGCUGUCUCGUAGCUCGCGCUCGACGUCGGAAAGCGACGAGGACGACUGGGCUGUGGACGGCGACCUUCGUGCUGAUGGCGGCGAGAAAGGACCGGUGCGGGGCAGCAAGAGGGGGGCAACGUACAACUUUGACUUGGGCUUGGAGAGCGUGUAUGCUGUAGGAGAGCUCGAUGAGUUGGAGGGCGUGUUUCAGCAGUAG